Cornus florida is the source of this 744-nucleotide messenger RNA. RefSeq lists its product as uncharacterized. Lineage: Eukaryota; Viridiplantae; Streptophyta; Magnoliopsida; Cornales; Cornaceae. The coding region runs from base 1 to 744 and encodes 247 amino acids. The record is from RefSeq and is a predicted model, not a curated record. The transcript has 3 exons.
AUGAAGAGAAGGAUAGGCAAUGUAAACACUCUGCACCAGCAGAGCGCAUCAACGCAGAUAAAGUUUGACGCAACAGACUUGUUGUGUGUUCAGACCCCUCAUGAGGACCCUCUGGUCGUAAGUUUGACAGUGACCAAAUGCUUGGUGCGCAGAGUUCUAAUUGACCCUGGAAGGUUUGAUGGAAAGCGAGUGGAGCCCGUCGGCACGGUGGAGGUAGCAGUACAUGCUGCCGAGAGGGUUUUGAUGGAAACUUUUGUAGUUGUUGAAAUUCAUCCCUCUUAUAAUCUUCUGAUGGGCAGAGGGUGGAUCCACAGAGUUCGAGGUGUUCCUUCCACUCUGCAUCAGGUAAUGAGAUGCCUGGCACCGGAUGGAACCAAAGUGAUUGACAUUCAUGGAGACCAAGUUGCAGCAAAAGAAUGUUACUCUGUAACGAUGAAACAUGCCGAAAAGGGGAAAGCUCACAUUCGUUCAAUCGAUCAGUUUCGACCAGAACGAACAACCAGAGUAGGGGAGAGACUCGUUGAGGAGGAAAAGCAUGAAUUAGUUGAUUUUUUGUCUCAAAAUGCAGAUGUGUUCGCAUGGAGUCACCUAGACAUGCCCGGGAUCGAUCCUUCGGUAUCCUGUCAUUCUUUGAACGUUAACCCCAAUGCAAAACCUGUAAAGCAGAAGCAUCGACGGUUUGCCCUCGAGCGCAACCGAAUUAUUGCCGAGGAAGUUGAUAACUUCUUGAUGCGGGGUUCGUAA